UUCAGUUUGUCGGCGACAGUCGAACGUGGAGCACGAAACAUUCCGACAACAAGCAAACGCACAAUGACAACCACUGGACUUCGACCACUGCUGAGCCUUCUGUUCCUUGGAUUGGGUGUGAUACUCCUCUGUGAUGUCAGCUCCUCGAUUGCCAUAGCUCCGUCCACAUUUGGCACGGCAAUAGCACGUGCUGGGAAGAUAUCCAACCAGCUUAAGGAGACGACGGCAUGGAAGACCCUGACAUCGCAUCCGAACUCGCUUGUCCAACUGUUGCCAUCGAGGGCCAUGCGAGUGGUCCAGGAGGUGGUAAGAUCUCUGCGGGUGAGUCUUCUUCGGCCUUGAACCAUGGCCGCAGCAAAUGCCAAGCGUUUACAGCCGCUUUUGAUUGCCGAAUUGUAAAGUGGUGGCCAAUCAAUUUUCAACUUGGACGUGAACAUGGACAGCUGGCCAAACAUGGAUGCAGGUGCACUUUGGGGCUGAGGUCGACUCAAUAGCAAAGAAAGAGGCUGGCAUAUGCACACACCCCCUAGAUGGCCAGUGAGUCAAGAACUUGGCAGGUGAUCGGAGGCGGGAAACUGGCUUUAUGGAAAUUGACCGAGGCGCUUGCGCAACUUUGGCCAGGCACAUGGCAUACUUCUUUGCGCCGGUUCUAUUCGAGUUCGCACUUCGAUGCAAAUUGGUUGCGCAACUCAGAUUUUUUGCAUUCGCAAGUGGCAGCCAAAUUCGUGGGCCUUGAAUUGAAUUCUUCAGUUAAAACUGAAUUUUACAACUGAAGUUAUCAUUGGUGCUAUACAUAGACUAACAUUGUUUGCUAAAAUCAUUCACAGAAAGAGCGUGAGAUUGUGGCCACUACCUCGUUGGGAAAAGUCAGGGGUCGCUAUCAGAAGUAUCGAUCCGGAGAGCGAGGAGGCUACUAUAGUUUCAAAGGAAUGCGAUAUGGAGCUCCGCCUACAGGAGCAAGAAGAUUCCGUGCUGCGGAGCCGGAGAAGCCGUGGUCUGGAAUCCGUGAUGCUUCUCGGGAAGGUCAGAGCUGUCCGCAUAAGAACAUGAUCCUGGACACUUUCAAGGGAGACGAGGAUUGCCUGUUCGUCAAUGUGUUCACAACCCAAAUGCCCAAGGAUGAUGAGUCUGCAGAGCAGCCAAAGCUUCCUGUUAUGGUUUGGCUGCAUGGAGGAGGUUUCUCCUUUGGCUCCGGCAACUCUUUCCUCUACGGACCGGACUAUCUAGUGGCUGAGGAUAUUGUCUUGGUCACACUGAACUACCGACUAGGUCCACUGGGUUUUCUUACCGCAGGACCUGACGCUCCAGGUAACCAGGGUCUCAAGGAUCAGGUACUGGCACUAAAGUGGGUGCGGGAUAACAUAGCCGCAUUUGGUGGAGAUCCCAAUCAGGUUACCAUUUUCGGAGAGUCAGCUGGAGCUUCGUCCGUCCAGUUGCUCCUCCUGUCCUCCCAGGCCAAGGGACUUUUCCACCGAGCGAUUUCCCAAAGUGGAUCGGCCCUAAAUCCAUGGUCCAUGUCCGCCAGUUCGAGCCAGAGAGCUGCUCGGCUGGCAGCCAACUUGGGUUACGUGGGGGCCAAUAAAACAGAGGAUAUCCUCGACUUUCUUAGAAGGGUUCCAGCCAUGAAAUUGGUUGAAGCCGCGCCCACAACAAUCACGGCGGAGGAUCAGCGGAAUAACAUUGGUUUGCCAUUUGUGCCCGUGGUGGAGGGAUAUUGGAAUCAGGACUCUCAGGAGGAACAGUUCUACGAGGAGCCAUUCCUUACUCAGCACCCUAGCGACAUGUAUCAUUCGCAGAAUUUUAACAGCGAUGUGGCCUAUAUGACGGGUUACAAUACACACGAGGCCAUGCUGUUCAUAAGAAGACUUCGCAAGAAUCCCCAGUUGCUGAGCAUCAUUGAGAACGAUUUUGGCCGCCUGGUUCCGCAAGAUUUGAAUGUGACUGAAUCUCAUGAUAGGGUGACCCGCGAGAUAAGAUCCUUCUACUUGGGAAGCAAGCAUGUGGGCAUUGAAUCAGUGGACGAGAUGAUUGCGCUCCUCACGGAUCUCAUGUUCCUUCAGGGCAUCCGUCGCACAGCCCGAAAUCAUGCCAAGUUUGGAAAUGCACCUGUCUACAUGUACCGCUUCUCCUUCGACGGAUCUUUGGGGCUCUACAAACGGAUGCUGGGUAUUCCCCGACCUGGUGUUUGCCAUGGCGAUGAGCUGGGUUAUCUGUUCAAGUUCGGUUUCUUCAAUUUGAGCUUGGAUCCCAAGUCGAUGGAGGUACAGGUCAAGAAUCGAAUGGUGCGCAUGUGGACGAAUUUCGCGAAAUAUGGCUCUCCUACGCCUGAUUCCGAGGAUCCUAUGCUGACCACCAAGUGGGCACCAAUCGAUCCCACCAAUGUGAUGAACAGUCUCAACUAUAUGGAUAUCUCAGCCAAUCUGGCGAUGAAAACCAAUCCCGAGCCGGAGCGUCAGAGAUUCUGGGAUGAGAUGUAUCAGCAUUACAAUGGGGCUGCCAUGUAAAAAGACAUCCAAAUACCCUCACAAAACCACACACACACACACCACACACACUCACCCUCACACACUCUAUUUUCGUAUUGCCAUUUUGUGAAAGAUCGCACGAAACCCAGAAUAUUUAAAUGCAAAAUUCAUUGUACAAUUUUCGUAGCUCGUAGAAAUUGUUAGCUAUAUUUUUAGCUAUAUUGUUAGCAACUAUUUUGUAAGUGUUCCAGCAUUUAUUCACACCAACACCUAUUCACUUUCAUAACCCAACGUUGAGAUGCCUUUCCUUACUACACGUGUAUCCACAAUAACCAGGUGUAAAUAGUCAGAGUCUAUCUAAUGCAAACAUCCAAAACACGAUGUUAAUGUAAAUUAAACAUAUUAUAUUUU
This is a messenger RNA of Drosophila melanogaster (fruit fly), 2876 nucleotides long. RefSeq lists its product as uncharacterized. The record is from RefSeq and is marked reviewed. NCBI's taxonomy places the organism in Eukaryota, Metazoa, Arthropoda, Insecta, Diptera, Drosophilidae. The coding region runs from base 930 to 2504 and encodes 524 amino acids. The transcript is spliced from 7 exons.